Umbelopsis ramanniana AG is the source of this 2054-nucleotide messenger RNA. RefSeq lists its product as uncharacterized. Gene Ontology annotation, molecular function: asparagine synthase (glutamine-hydrolyzing) activity. Bases 241 to 1974 code for a protein of 577 amino acids. The record is from RefSeq and is a predicted model, not a curated record. The transcript is spliced from 11 exons. Lineage: Eukaryota; Fungi; Mucoromycota; Umbelopsidomycetes; Umbelopsidales; Umbelopsidaceae.
CUGAAAAUCCUGGAGACGAGUCUUAUUUUUUCGCGCAUCUCUAAGUGCGCUGAACUUGUCCUGCGGCUUGUUUUCGGUUCGCUUCCUCCGUUUUGUCGCGUCAGGAGAGAUUGGCAUUUUCGAGACGAUUCAGAAAAAGAAAGCUGAAUUUUUUACUGCCGACGCGACGUGCACGCGUUUUUUUCCAACGAAAAAAUUGGGACUGCCUUUGCCUGUCAGCUCAGAUAUUUGCCUUCUUCCAUGUGUGGCAUUGCAUUCGUCCUAGGCUCUAAUGGUCCUUCCGAGAGGAGUAAUAUAUGGUCAGAACUAUGCGAGCUGAAUACAAAGCGAGGCCCGGACGCUCAAAAUUCCCAUUCUGUUCCCAUUGGCCAGGAUAGUACCGGCAAUGAAGUGCAAAUGGUAUUCUUUGGCGCUGUUUUACAUUUGCGUGGAAAAGAAAAUGUGCCACAGCCUUUGGUAGACGAGAGGAAAGAUGUCUUGUGCUGGAAUGGAGAGAUCUUUGGUGGAAUCGAGGUUAAACCGGAAGAAAAUGAUACCCAAAUGCUCAUGAGAGAACUUGAGCAGAUCAAUGAAAUUGAAGAUGACUGGUCUGACAGUCAAGUACUGGAUGUAUUACAACGAAUUGAAGGCCCGUACAGCAUUGUGUUCUGGCAAGCUUCAACAGCCCGACUAUGGUUUGCUAGAGACUGUCUUGGUAGAAGAUCUUUGCUUUGGCAUAAACCAACAGAAUUUGACGAUAGUUUUUACUUGUCGUCAGUGUCAUCCUCACCAAAUAUUACAGAGAAUGGCAACUUUUGGGAAGAAGUACCGGCGGAUGGCGUAUAUUGUAUUCACAUUGACAAACUGAUUGGAUCUUCUGGUACAAACAGUAUAUCCGAUUGUAUAUCGCAUUUCCAGUGGCGCCAUCCAGAUGAUAGCAGCGAUGGCUAUAGCAGCCGAUUUCUGGCACUACCAUUUUCCAAAGUUAAUCCUGACGUGCCUGAAACCUUGACGACUGAGGAUAUAGCUGUACCUGAGGACUUUGUUCCUGCAAUUUCAGACGAAAUGGACCGAGCGAUAGAUGAACUACACUCUGUCUUGGGUGAUUCAGUUCGAAGAAGGGUUAUUGAUGUACCAAAUCAUAUAUCUAGAGAAACAACCAAAGUAGCCAUUUUAUUCUCUGGUGGUCUAGAUUGCUUAUGUCUGGCGGCUCUUGUAGAUAGCUAUCUUCCACAUGACCAAAACAUAGAUUUGCUCAAUGUUGCGUUCGAGAAUCCCCGCAUUAAUCAAAAUAAGAAGACACCAGCAAACUACGAUGUCCCAGAUCGCAAAACAGGCAGAGCUAGCGUGCAGGAGCUCCGAAAUAUUGCCCCGCACCGAACUUGGAAUUUUGUGGAAAUUGAUGUACCUUAUGAAGAAGCAAUGCGGUGUCGUCAACAGAUCAUUGAUCGCAUAGUUCCUUUAGAUACCGUCAUGGAUUUGAGCAUAGCCAUGGCGUUUUGGUUCGCAGCGAGAGGAGAAGGCAUAAUAAAUCAAUCUGAUGGUAAGGAGGAGCAAUAUCACAGUAAAGCAAGAGUACUUCUCUCUGGUCUGGGAGCAGAUGAGCAACUGGGCGGAUACUCUAGGCAUAGAGAGGCAUAUCGACAAGGUGGAUGGCACCAAAUGAUUAAAGAGCUUCAAGUCGACAUAGACCGCAUAUCAUCUCGAAACAUGGGCCGUGAUGACCGCAUCAUAUCUGACCAUGGAAAGGAAGUACGAUUCCCUUUUCUCAGUACGGACGUCGUGCGGUGGAUGUGCGCAACAAGAUGUGAUCUGAAAAUGGACAUGCGUUACCCGCGAGGUGUCGGCGAGAAACUUUUGUUACGACACUUAUGUCGACGUCUGGGCAUGCACCAAGCCAGCCGAAAUUGGAAGCGUGCUAUACAGUUCGGAGCUAAAACCGCCAAAAUGACAGGGGAAACAAGAAAAGAAAAAGGCCAACAAAAAUUGGCAUAAGACCUUUGUGGUGUAAUAUUUGUUUUGUUUUAUUCUUAUAUGACCAUCCAUUUGCAUAGCUACUAUAGAAGCAACCCAAC